AUGCCCGGCAAAGUGAUCGACCUGGCCAGCGGCCAGCCGCUGGACGAGUCCAUGUUCAUCCAGCGUGCGGCCGGCGCGCAGCGACUGCUGCUGGGCGAGCGUCAUGACCUUGCGGGCGACCAUGCCGGCCAGCGCUGGUUGCUGCAGGCACUGCACCAGCAGCGCCCCCAGAGGGCGCUGGUGAUGGAGAUGAUCGCCAGCGAACGCCAACCGCGGUUGCAGCGGGUACAGCGCUGGCUGGCCAAGGGCAACCAGGCCGAGGGCCCACGCCUGCAGGAACUGCUGGACUGGGACGCGCGCUGGCCGUGGGCCGCCUACGGCGGGCUGGUGCAGGACGCCACGGCUGCGGGCAUUGCGCUGGUCGGCGGCAACCUGUCGCGCGCCGAGGUCAACCGCCUGCUGGCCUCUACAGAACCAGUAGCAUUUCCGGUUGCUGCGGCUCGGCAACGGUUGUCGGCGGUGGUGCUGGCGCAGCAUGCCGAUGCGGCACCGAUGCUGGACGGGAUGCUGGCCGUACAGUACGCCCGCGAUCGCCGCAUGGCACAGGUACUGACCGAUGCGCCGGCCCCGGCCCUGCUGGUCGCCGGGCGCUGGCAUGUACUGCGCGGUACCGGCGUGCCGGGCCAUCUGCCACCGGGUACCCCGGCGCUGGUGAUCGUGCUGGCAUCUCCAGGCGAACAGGUCGAUGCGAGCGAUGCCGACCUGCUCAUCGGCCUGCACCUGCUGCCCUUGCUGCUGCUGGUGCACUGGGUGGCCACGCCGCCCGCACUGCCACCACCGGAACAGGACGUACGCAUCAGCCUGCGCCUGCUGGCACCGGCCACGCCACCGCAACCGAUCGAGGAACGCCAGGCCGACACGCCCAGCCAGGCACAGCAGGCACGUGCAUCGCAGCCGACGAAAUCGCCCCCACCGCCCACCCCCACCGCAGCACGCGAGGGUGAGCUGGCGGCCAGCGAGACCGGUGGCCGUGGCCGGCAGCCGCUGCCGAUCGCCCCGCCUGCGGCCGCGACCGAUGCAAGUCCCGCACCGGCAUCGAUCACGGCCGCGCCGCCCGCUCCAGACGCACCCCCUGCGGACUUCCAGGCCGGCGCCGCCAGCGACCAGUGGGAAGCCCGCCUGAUGGCGCGGCUGGAGCGGUACCGCUACUACCCUGCCGCCGCGCGCUCACGACGCCAGCAGGGCACGGCCUGGGUCAGGGCCAGCAUCGACCGUGAGGGGCGGCUGCUGGCACUGCGUCUGGAGCAGUCCAGUAGCCAGCCGAUGCUGGACGACGCCGCGCUGCAGACCUUCCGCCGCGCGCAGCCACUGCCGCCCAUUCCUGCUGAACUGAAGGCGCCGCAGGAACUGGUGGUACCGGUGGAGUACUACCUGCGCUAG
This is a messenger RNA of Cylicocyclus nassatus, 1380 nucleotides long. Lineage: Eukaryota; Metazoa; Nematoda; Chromadorea; Rhabditida; Strongylidae. The record is from the annotation of a GenBank genome assembly.